AUGAGUUCGUGCAGCAGCCGUGCGUUGACCAUCCUGUCCACAGUGUUCGGAGCCUGCGGGCUGCUGCUGGUGGGGGUGGCCGUGUCCACCGACUACUGGCUGAUCAUGGUGGAGGGCAUCAUCCUGCAGCAGAACCAGAGCAUGGAGGUGAAGAUGGCCCUGCACUCAGGCCUCUGGAGGGUUUGCUUCGUGGCCGGGGCAGAAAAUGGGAGAUGUGUAGCGUCAGAGUAUUUCACUGAACCCGAUAUAGAGAUAACCACCGAAAACACAGCGAACAUCCUCAAGAUGGUGCGUACGGCCACGCCCUUUCCGAUGGUGUCGCUGCUCUUCGUCUUCACCGCCUUCGUCAUCAGUAACAUCGGACACAUCCGGCCUCAACGCACCAUCCUGGCCUUUGUGUCCGGCAUCUUCUUCAUCCUCUCAGGCCUGAGUCUGGUGGUGGGCCUGGUGCUCUACAUCUCCAGCAUUAACGACGAGGUGAUGAACCGGCCCAGAGAGCCCGAGCAGUUCUUCAACUACUACUACGGCUGGUCCUUCGCCUUCGCUGCCUCCUCCUUCCUGCUCAAAGAGGGGGCCGGGGUGCUGUCAGUCUACCUGUUCAUGAAGCGUUACGCCGAGGAGGAGAUGUACCGCCCCCACCCGGCGCUCUACCAUCCCCGCCUGUCCGACAGCAGUGACUACAGCGGCCAGUUCCUCCACCCAGAAUCCUCCUGGCCUCCCCCGAAGCGCGGCCGCAGCACCUCCGAGGCCUCCAGUGACAUCUCCAUCCAGCUCAACCAGGCGCCACCGGUUCCGACCAAGAACAAGCUUCAACCAAGCGCCAUGGGAAGCCCACCCUCUGGCUCCUCCUCUGCAGGGAGCUACCCUCAGUCUGCCGGUUACCCCUCCACACACACGCUGCCCAGGUCACACUCCUCACAUCCCCAGGGUCAGGCCCUUCCCAUGCCCCCAUCACAUGUGCCUCCUCCUCACUAUCACGCACACAUGCAGAUGAGCGCCUCCCCCUGUUAG
This is a messenger RNA of Limanda limanda (common dab), 1011 nucleotides long. It is a transcript of the gene cacng7b, whose product is annotated as calcium channel, voltage-dependent, gamma subunit 7b. NCBI's taxonomy places the organism in Eukaryota, Metazoa, Chordata, Actinopteri, Pleuronectiformes, Pleuronectidae. The transcript has 5 exons. The record is from RefSeq and is a predicted model, not a curated record. Gene Ontology annotation, molecular function: channel regulator activity; voltage-gated calcium channel activity. Gene Ontology annotation, cellular component: AMPA glutamate receptor complex; postsynaptic density membrane. Gene Ontology annotation, biological process: calcium ion transport; positive regulation of synaptic transmission, glutamatergic; neurotransmitter receptor transport, postsynaptic endosome to lysosome. Bases 1 to 1011 code for a protein of 336 amino acids.